Messenger RNA from Peronospora belbahrii, 1446 nucleotides. NCBI's taxonomy places the organism in Eukaryota, Oomycota, Peronosporomycetes, Peronosporales, Peronosporaceae. The record is from the annotation of a GenBank genome assembly.
AUGACUUCGCUUGGUGAUUAUCGUGUCGCAGACAUUUCACUUGCUGACUUUGGUCGUAAAGAGAUUGAAAUUGCUCAAAUUGAAAUGCCUGGUCUAAUGCAAAGUCGUGCUGAAUUUGGUCCACAACAAUCGCUUAAAGGAGCUCGUGUUGCUGGUUCCUUGCAUAUGACAAUCCAAACAGCUGUGCUCAUUGAGACUCUUCAAGCUCUUGGUGGUGAUAUCCGAUGGUGCUCGUGCAAUAUCUUUUCAACGCAAGAUCAUGCUGCUGCUGCAAUUGCUCGUGAUGGAUCAGCUGCUGUGUUUGCUUGGAAAGGCGAGACAUUGGAAGAAUACUGGGAAUGUACAUUGAAUGCGAUCACAUGGCCUUCCGAUGAUGGAAAAGGUGAUGGACCAGAUCUUAUUGUAGAUGAUGGUGGUGAUAUGACACUACUUAUUCAUGAAGGGUAUAAAGCCGAGAAGGUUUUUGCUGACAAUGGAACUGUACCUGAUCCAAAUUCAACCGACAAUGCAGAGAUGAAGUGUGUGUUAAAUAUCAUUGCACGUACUCUAAAGACAAACCCUAAGAAAUGGACUCAAAUUGCUCAACGUUGCAAAGGUGUUUCUGAAGAAACAACUACGGGUGUGCAUCGUCUGUAUCAGAUGGAAAAGAAUGGAACCUUGCUGUUUCCAGCUAUUAAUGUAAAUGAUUCAGUCACGAAAUCCAAAUUUGAUAAUUUGUAUGGCUGUCGUCACUCACUACCUGAUGGUAUUAUGCGUGCAACGGAUGUUAUGCUUGCUGGAAAACGUGUUGUGAUUUGUGGAUUUGGUGAUGUGGGUAAGGGAAGUGCCCAGGCUAUGAAGGCUGCUGGCUCAAUUGUCUACGUGACUGAGGUCGACCCUAUUUGUGCUUUGCAAGCAUGUAUGGAGGGUUUCCAGGUCGUGCGUCUUGAGUCGGUCGUAUCAGAGGCAGACAUCUUUAUCACUACGACAGGCAACAAGGACAUUAUCAUGGCGAAGGAUAUGCUCAAGAUGAAGAACAAUGCUAUUGUUGGCAACAUUGGUCACUUUGACAAUGAGAUUGACAUGGCUGGUGUGACUCAGAUCGCCAAGCGUCAGAACAUUAAGCCACAGGUGGACCGAUUUAUUUUUGAGGACGGUCAUGCUGUUAUCAUCCUGGCUGAGGGCCGUCUGCUCAAUCUAGGCUGUGCGACCGGCCACCCAUCCUUUGUCAUGUCCAACUCAUUCACGAAUCAAACACUGGCUCAAAUUGAGUUGUGGAAGGAGCGUGACACUGGCAAGUACGCUACUGGUAAGGUGUAUGUACUACCCAAGGAGCUGGACGAAAAGGUUGCUCGGCUGCACUUGGGCAACCUGGGCGCUCAGCUUACCGUUCUGUCGGACGAACAAGCCGAAUACAUUGGUGUCAAGCCCACGGGUCCGUUCAAGCCGGCGACCUACCGCUACUAA